AUGGCAAAACAAAGGAGUGGAUUUCCUGCCUUGGUGCGCGUUUUUAAUAAGGAGGAGAAAGUUUUCUAUGAGGGUAAAGUCGAAGGACCGUUGCAGAAUGGAGGCAACAGAAGGUAUUUUUACAACGUACGCUUUAAUGGGAAUGAUGAGGUUGAUCCGGUAGACCGGGAUGAUGUUGAGUUCAGAGGCGGGGCAAUGCCUUGGCGGAAACUGAAGCCUGGUGACAGAGUUCUAGCACCUAUUUCAAGACCAUGUAGAACGCAUUCAUUACCGAAUCAUUUUCAAAACACGUCCUGGUCGAAUAACAUGAUUGGUGAACAAAGAUCUGCUUUUGUUGAAGGUGUUGUGGAUCGUUUACCAAUACCAGCUGACGGGAUACGGCGAUACAAAGUUGUAGUUGGAUCCGGAGAAGAAAUAAAAACAUUACAUUUAUCAAGAAAACAAAUCAAACCCUUGGGUGGAAACAAAGACGCAGAAAAAACAGAUAACCGACCAGCACCUAUACCCUCUGACAUUCAACCAGUAAAGAUACCCACGAAGGACAAGAAUUCACAGGCACCAGAAUCGGAGCCAGUUUCUGGUGUUGUUCUUGCGCGCUGGCGAGAGGACGGCUGGUUUUACUUUGGAAAGGUUGUGUCGAACAAGAAUGACGAAUAUUUUAUUAAAGAUGGGUUAGGAUUCAAUGAAAUGAUACACAAAUCCGACGUAUUAACAGAAACGAGUCAGAAAUUCCAAGUCGUACAGCCUGAUGACAAGGUUAUUGCUCUACAUCCAAAUUAUAUAUUCAGCUACGCUCCUGCAUCAGUUAAACGUGUUUAUAGAUUUAAAGGAGCAGAUCUAAAAUUUUAUGAUAACACAGUAGGAACUUUACCAUGGAGUAAAAUCUACAAGAUAUCUGAUCAAAAAUACGCUGAUUGCGUUCACCACAUUAAACAGAAAGAAAAGGAAAUGCUUCAAGCAAACGUUAUAGUAUUUGAUGAAAAGUGUGGCCACUUCGAAAAUGACAUUUCAGUGAAUUGUUCAGUUGCAGUGUCUUUCAUGCCAGAGAACCAACACAGCUCAGAAAUGCGGAGUGGUACCACCAGUCUCCUAAGCCUGUUUUCCCCUCACAGACAAGAGGCUCAUGUGGACAGUCCCUGCAGUAUAUAA
Molecule: messenger RNA, 1149 nt
Organism: Mya arenaria
Lineage: Eukaryota; Metazoa; Mollusca; Bivalvia; Myida; Myidae
Exons: 6
Coding region: 1-1149 (382 amino acids)
Source: RefSeq, a predicted model, not a curated record